CUCACAAUCGUCAGCAACAUACCACACACAGCAGUUCACCGAGCGCGCAACAUCAACGCGAAGCCUAAACAUCUGUCAAAAAUUUUCGACUUCUUCCGCGUUGUGUAUCGUGUUUGGAACGUUUUUUCGCAUUGUAAUGUGUUUGUAGCUGUAUUCCACGCAAAAUACACUUUCCGGCCCAACGAUUGAAAAUAAACAGGCAGGAAAACAAGUAAACGCCGACCGCCAAGCGGACGCUUUUUUUAUUGCGCAUUAAAAACAACAACGCAUGAAGUGGGAAGGUUUUGACUCGCUCUCGACAAAAUCAAGUGUCGAUGCAUAGCAUAAAUCAGCAGGCACACACGUUUGCUUAGCUCUCGACUGGAUCGCCCAGCUCCAGCAACGUCACUAACAAUUGCUGCUGUUGCUGCUGCGCCCUGCGAGCUCGCGCCGUCUGGAUUCGGUGCAUACAAUCGAUAAUACGACAGUCAGACUGCGUUUGUGCCAAAACUCAACAGCUGGCCGUCGGUUGUGCGCUGAAAGUGUGUGCUGCAUAAAGCGAACGGAACUGGAAACAAAAAACCACAAAGCCCCGUUGCCCGUGGUGGAAGCUACGGAUGGAUAAUUAGUCCCAGUUCUCGUCAGCAUCUGCUUAGUACAACAACUCAUCCUCUAUCGUGCAAAUAUAAUUGUGCCUUGUGUCCGGAACCGCAUAUAUACACGACGGGCUGGGGAGAAGUGUCCUUCGCUUUCCACAGCAAUUUAAUAUCAUAGUUUGCGGCAGGUGCGAGAGUUUGUUGUUGGAGAGCACAGCAACCAAUUAAUACCCGUGGUUACUGGAGCCCGGGUCCUAUAGCAACGGCAGCUACCCAACCAUCCGCAGCAACCAAAAACGAAAGCAAAGAAACCAAGGGCAACCUAGAGCUGCUUGCUGGUUGUUGCCACCUAUCCCUAGGAGAGAGAGUGCAAACACCGCCGUCUGUUUCCCCGGGGGCUUUACUGGUGUCAAACUGCACCAUACACGCACACACAACGCAUUUAACAAAACAUUUUGCUUCAGUGAGGAGUGUGUGAAAACACACAAAAGUGAGCCAGAAAGUUAAAAAAGCCACCAAACACAACUUUUCCCAGCAUGGCGUCCGGAUCAGUAUCCGUUUCCACAGGAACAAAAACCACCAACAAAACUGGCAUGACCGGUACAGGAACUGCAGGCGUCCCAACCGGCGGUGCGGGAGGUGCUGGCGGGCGCAAAAAAUCCGGCCCCAAAUUCGAACUAUCCGACGAACAGCGUCAGGACAUCAAGGAAGCGUUCGAUCUGUUCGAUUCGGAAGGCACCGGUAUGAUCGACACGAAAGAGCUGAAGGUAGCCAUCCGUGCGCUUGGGUUCGAACCGAAGAAAGAGGAGAUUAAAAAGAUGAUUGCCGAGAUCGAUAAGGACGGUUCGGGAAAGAUAUCGUUCGAUGACUUCCUGCAACUGAUGACCGUCAAGAUGGCGGAGAAGGACUCGAAGGAAGAGAUACUGAAGGCAUUCCGGCUAUUUGACGACGAUGAAACGGGCACUAUUUCGUUCAAAAAUCUUAAACGGGUCGCAAAAGAGUUGGGCGAAAACCUAACGGACGAGGAACUGCAGGAAAUGAUCGAUGAAGCGGAUCGGGAUGGAGACGGGGAAGUUAAUCAGGAGGAGUUUUUGCGAAUUAUGAAGAAGACUAGCCUGUACUAAGGAAGGGCCAUUGUAUGGAGGAAGGUUUUAUGUUUAACGAUACCAUGGAUGCAUUUACUUUGAUUUGAAAGCAGAAGGUUUCUGAUCGUAAUACAGGAAGGACAAUUAUUGAAAGCCAAAGCCAAAUAUGGAGUAAACUAGCUACCACACGUCGGUCACAUAUGCGGGUGCUUACCGUCAGCGUAAACGUAUCACCAGGAAGAUAAACUCAAGGCUUGAAAGCGCAACAAACAUGAUUUGAAUUUAUCAACGAAAUAAUAAAAACUGAGGCACACAUGAGACUAAGAAUCUUCCAACGCAAUCUCCUUCACAUUCCACACCCGGGAGGGCACCAGUUUUAACCGUGUUGCAUUUAGCCAACAAGGCAAUAGAGGCAAGGUCACACUCAACACAGCAGACAAAAACAAAGCUUUACUGCGCGUAUGAUAACCCUUAUGUAUGGCACAGUGCUAGAGAACAUAGGAAUUUUUUCGAAAGAUGCAAGUGCAUCUCUUUCCUUACGACUUAUUACUCUUAAAGAGCUCAAUACAAAAAGCUAUUAGCAGUGCAAAAAAAACAACGUGAACGAAGCUAGCUAUUGAUAAAGAAAAUGUGAAAGAUCGCAUAUUUCAACCCGAUGACAAAUGUGUUAUUGAUAGUCUAUUAAUGAUAUAGAUACGUUCAAAGUAGAAACGCGUUCGAUUCAGAGCAUCUCGCGCGCGCACAAAGAAAACCACACAACUGGUGCAUGGUUAGGAAACAAGUUAACCAUUUGGAUUCCCACCUAAACAAAUCUUUUCGCUCCAGUUGCCACCUUUCGGGUACACUUUGCGUAGAGAAGCGCAGCACAACGAAAACGUGCUUGUUUUAAUCAGUAGACAAAGUAACAAUGCCAAAUGCAUCUAACCGGUUCAGCCGAUAUCACUUUUGCUGGAAUGUUUCGUACAUAAAAAACAAACAAAUAUACAAACAAACAAACAAGCUUUAUACCACACACACACAACUCACUAACUCGCGCGUUCUUAUCGCAUGCUUGGAAGACUAAGGAUGUAUUAAAAGCUAACUGUUUUACCGAUUGCCUAGUCGUGGAGAAUUUAGGGACGCAUUAGAUGGAUCUCCACCCCACUUGCAACGAGAAGCGGAUGCACACACACACCAUGGGCUUCUUACGAUAGCGGCGCAUAUUGUAGUGAGUUAUUAAACAAACAAAAGUCAUAGAAAAGUGAAACCCGAAAAAUGGAACAAAGCAAGGAAUUAAAAAUAAUGGGUUUUUAAUGUGAAGCGUGCUCGAAAAAAUUUACUGUGCUGAUACGAUAACGGAAAGGUUUAAGAGUGCGGGAUUGAGAUUUAAAUACGUCGACAUACACACACGAUGCUAUGUAGUGCAUAAAACGGGACUUGAUCGUUCAAAUACAAAUAAUAUAUAUUUU
Anopheles funestus (African malaria mosquito) is the source of this 3108-nucleotide messenger RNA. RefSeq lists its product as uncharacterized. Gene Ontology annotation, molecular function: calcium ion binding. The transcript is spliced from 2 exons. Gene Ontology annotation, biological process: centriole replication; mitotic cell cycle. Lineage: Eukaryota; Metazoa; Arthropoda; Insecta; Diptera; Culicidae. The coding region runs from base 1112 to 1699 and encodes 195 amino acids. Gene Ontology annotation, cellular component: centriole; centrosome. The record is from RefSeq and is a predicted model, not a curated record.